Messenger RNA from Zalophus californianus (California sea lion), 7648 nucleotides. RefSeq names its product neurotrophic receptor tyrosine kinase 2 (gene NTRK2). The record is from RefSeq and is a predicted model, not a curated record. Gene Ontology annotation, molecular function: ATP binding; brain-derived neurotrophic factor binding; brain-derived neurotrophic factor receptor activity. Lineage: Eukaryota; Metazoa; Chordata; Mammalia; Carnivora; Otariidae. Gene Ontology annotation, biological process: protein phosphorylation; trans-synaptic signaling by neuropeptide, modulating synaptic transmission; cell surface receptor protein tyrosine kinase signaling pathway. Gene Ontology annotation, cellular component: signaling receptor complex; plasma membrane; axon. The coding region runs from base 976 to 2409 and encodes 477 amino acids. The transcript has 15 exons.
GAAAAACAGACUCUCGGAGCCGCAAAUGGGGAAGACGGAUUCUCAGACAAGGCUUGCGGAUGCCCCGCAGCCAUCAUUUAACUGCGUCCGCAGAACAGUUACGGUUUGUCACCCGAGCCUCCCGGAUCGCCUCGUUUGUCCCUAGUGAGACCCCGAGGCUCUGCCCGCGCCGGGCUUGUCGGUACCUGGAUGCAUGUCGUGCUCUGGGCAGCGCGGGCGCAGGGCACGCGUUCGCGCACACCCGCGCACACACGAAAUCGCGCAAGAGCUGAACCGAGCCCGGUUUCCAUUUCAAAAAAGGAGACAGCCUCUACUGCGAUGAUAGAAGAGACGGUGGUGUGAAGUAGGGACUGAGAGGCGUCGAGCGGUGGAACGGUCCAUCUCGGAGACUAAUUUUCUGGAGUUUCUGCCCCUGCUCUGCGUCAGCCCUCACGUCACUUCGCCAGCAGUAGCAGAGGCGGCGGCGGCGGCGGCGGCGGCGGCGGCUCCCGGAAUUGGGUUGGAGCAGGAGCCUCGCUCGCUCCUUCGCUCGCGCUCUCCGCGCUCAGUGCCCAGCGGCAGGAGGAGCCUGCACCCAGGCGCCGCGGGCGGGCGGUAGGCGCCGGAGCCCGGCCCCGAGGUGCGUCCCGGAUCCCAGUGCGCGUCUAGCAAGGAGCCUGCUUCCCGGGGAGUGCCGGCAGCGCCGCGGGCCGGUGCUCGGCGCGCCGGGCCAUGCAGCGGCGGCCGCGGCGGAGCUCCGAGCGGCGGUAGCGCCCCCUGUGAGGCGGCCCAAGAUGCCCCGGCCACUGUGAACGGUGCCGCCCGCCAGGACACGCUCAGCCCCGGACACGCUCGGCUCUGCGCGCCCGCGACAGGCACCGGGGCGAAGGAGCGGCGAGCGCGGCACAGGCCGCCCAAGCAGGGGCAGGGGAGGCCCGCCGGUGCAGCGCGCGGACGCGUACUCAGUCCGACUCGGGCUGGCACUGGCGGCUAGGGAUGUCGUCCUGGACGAGGUGGCAUGGACCCGCCAUGGCGCGGCUCUGGGGCUUCUGCUGGCUGGUUGUGGGCUUCUGGAGGGCCGCUCUCGCCUGUCCCACGUCCUGCAAAUGCAGCGCCUCUAGGAUCUGGUGCAGCGACCCUUCUCCGGGCAUCGUGGCGUUUCCGAGGUUGGAGCCCAACAGUGCAGACCCUGAGAACAUCACCGAAAUCUACAUUGCCAAUCAGAAAAGGUUGGAAAUCAUCAACGAAGAUGACGUUGAAGCUUAUGCAGGACUGAAAAAUCUGACAAUCGUGGAUUCUGGAUUAAAAUUUGUGGCUCAUAAAGCGUUUCUGAAAAACAGCAAUUUACAGCACAUCAAUUUUACCCGAAAUAAACUGAUGAGCUUGUCUAGGAAACAUUUUCGUCACCUUGACUUGUCUGAGCUGAUCCUGGUGGGCAAUCCAUUUACAUGCUCCUGUGACAUUAUGUGGAUCAAGACUCUUCAGGAGACUAAAUCCAGCCCAGAAACUCAGGAUUUGUACUGCCUAAAUGAAAACAGCAAGAAUAUUCCCCUGGCAAACCUGCAGAUACCCAAUUGUGGUUUGCCAUCAGCAAAUUUGGCUGCACCCAACCUCACUGUGGAGGAGGGAAAGUCUAUCACAUUAUCUUGUAGCGUUGCAGGCGAUCCAGUUCCGAAUUUGUACUGGGAUGUCGGUAAUCUGGUUUCAAAACAUAUGAAUGAAACAAGCCACACACAGGGCUCCUUAAGGAUAACUAACAUUUCAUCUGAUGACAGUGGAAAGCAAAUCUCCUGUGUGGCAGAAAAUCUUGUAGGAGAAGACCAAGAUUCUGUGAACCUCACUGUACAUUUUGCUCCAACUAUCACAUUUCUCGAAUCUCCAACCUCAGACCACCACUGGUGCAUUCCAUUCACUGUGAAAGGCAACCCCAAACCAGCGCUUCAGUGGUUCUAUAACGGGGCCAUAUUGAAUGAGUCCAAAUACAUCUGUACUAAAAUCCAUGUUACCAAUCACACGGAGUACCAUGGCUGCCUCCAGCUGGAUAAUCCCACUCACAUGAACAAUGGGGACUACAAGUUAGUAGCCAAGAAUGAGUAUGGGAAGGAUGAGAAACAGAUUUCUGCUCACUUCAUGGGCUGGCCUGGAAUCGAUGAUGGUGCCAACCCAAAUUAUCCUGAUGUAAUUUAUGAAGAUUAUGGGACUGCAGCAAAUGACAUUGGGGACACCACGAACAGAAGUAACGAAAUCCCUUCCACAGAUGUUGCUGACAAAAGCGGUCGGGAACAUCUCUCGGUCUAUGCUGUGGUGGUAAUUGCGUCUGUGGUGGGAUUUUGUCUGCUGGUGAUGCUGUUUCUGCUGAAGUUGGCGAGACACUCCAAGUUUGGCAUGAAAGGUUUUGUUUUGUUUCAUAAGAUCCCACUGGAUGGGUAGCUGAAAUAAAGGCAAAGACAGAGAAGGGGGCUGUGGUGCUUGUUGGUUGAUGCUGCAUUGUAAGCCGGACUCUUGGGACGGGCGUUGGCUUCUCCCGGGAGGUGCCGCUUAGCUGGGGGUUUUCUAGUAGCUGUGGGUGGUGUUUGCAGGAGGUCCUGUGUGAAGCCUGCGGCUGUCCUGAGCUGUGUUUGGGGAGCACCGCUGCAGAGGCCGCUCCCAGGCUGCUAAGCAAACACUCAAGAAAACAUCUUAAGUUAAUGCUUCUCUUUUGUUCUUGCAAUUGUUCAAAUACGAAACUGACAUGGGAUUCCGUUGGUUUAUGCUUCUCUUCUGAAAGGAGUGUUCUUUGACCAUACUGGAAAUGUAAUGAUUCUUAUUGUUUCUGUUCAUUAAAGGUGAACUGCAAAGUUUAAAAAAAAAAAAAUCUAAAUUUAGGGACAGGUAUAAGAACACACUAAACAGCCUAAUCUCCACAUAACACGUAGUUUAGCAUUGUUUUCUGUUGAUGUUUAAUGAAGACUGAAUUCAGAAAGUCUUUCUUUUCCGUCUACAACACAUCCACUGAGAAAGUUAAGGGCAUCGCUGUGGGGACUUGGCCAGGCCACCGAGAGGUUCUCUCCUUCACUGGUGAUAAAGGUCCAGAGUCAUGCAAUCAACGCUAAUGAUUUUUCUAAAGUUUGUUAGCAGGUGAAAAAUAAAAGCAGCUCUGUGGUCAGGGGCUCUAGAUUUAGGUUACGUGUAGUCAGUUUCAGAAUAACUACAAGAGUGAAAUAGACACACAUGGCGCGCAUGUCCUUUUAUUUGCCCCCUGCGAUCCACCUGCUUUUUAGAAGUUUCCUAGUGAGAGGGCCGCAGUAUCUCAUGCUGUUCCCAUGACAGAACUGCAGCUUUUCUACUCUGAAAAGGUCUGCAGGCAGAAUGGCUGGCCUGCUGGGAGCAGGAGACCAUAUUCUAAGAAGGAUAGAUACUGCAUACUACAGUACUGCUGGUUUUCAUGGGCAGGAAGGCUCUUCCUGACCCCAGCAGCACAGAGGUAAUGAGCGUGCGCUUUAUCAGGUCCAGCCUCAUUGCCGAGAGGGUAGCCUGGGAGCUACAGAAUCCUGCGUCCCUGCCUUAGUCCUGUCACGGACACCUGUUUCGCUCACUUGGCCAUUGCAGUGACCUUUGUCCGCUUUGUUCAGCCUGUGCCAGGUAGGAUCCCUGUCCUGCAGACAGGUUCAGCUGCCCUCGCCCCAGCUCACCUCACACUUUCCACGGGAGGGGGGCGACAGAGCCAGGCCCGGAGCAUUUCGCUUGAAAGCACGAUCAGCUCUGACCGUGGAGGCACGCUCAGAGACGCCAUGGCUGGAUUGGAAACUUACUGACAUUUGAAAAAAUUAUUAUUUUUUUUUGAAAUAGUUAACUUAAGUUUUGCAGUUCAGCUUUAAGGAUUUCUAGAUUUUUUACUAGUCUGACAUGUUCGGAAACAUUGUUUUGCGUCCUGUGUAACUGAGGCAUUAAUCUUAAUAAACCAGGAUCCACUUAGGCACCACUUGAUAUAAAAGGAUUAUCCAUGAUGAGUAUUUUAUACUGUAUCUUUUACAUUAGCCACUAAAUAUGUUAUUGCUUGAUACAGACAUUUCACAGGGUCCUAUGGAUUACAGCAUUGAACUUGGCUACUCCAUACCCCUGCCUCAGAGAGGGGCAGUUUCUCGGAAGCAUACACAGGCUGCUUGUUCUCAAACGUGUGCUUUCCAAAGACACAUUUGAGUGGGGAGAGCAACGGGCCUUUGGUGUGGGGGGGGGGGGGUCUGAAUAUUCCCUGGAUUCCCAUUUGCUUGCUCACUGAUAAAUGACAGGUCCUGUCACUACUUAGAUUUUGAUCUCUCCCAAAGUUGUUGAUUUACAAAGAGGCCAGUUAAUUGCAGAAACCUUGAACCCUGAAAGGAAAAGGAGAUUCACACAGAGGGCGGACCAGAGGUGAUCAGUACCCCCAGCAUUCUUAAAUAUCAGCCAUUUGGUGCAAGUUUUUUUUUUUUUUUUUAAACCCUUUAGAUUUUAUUCCAUGGAACCAGAAAAAGGCAAUGAAUUGUUUAAGAACUAUUUUCUACGUUUCCCAGACCCAAAAGGAAAAAGAAAAAAAAGAAGAAUAUUUGUAUUCAACAGCUAGAAGACUUGCAGGGUAGAUUUUUGUUUUAAAAUGGAGAGAAGUGGACAGAUAAGGCAAUUUAAUAUAUCAAAGAGCAGUUGACAUCUCCUAGGGAACGAUGAAAACAGCAGGCUAUUAGAAAAUUGUUUCAUAUGGUUCUUGUGUUCCUCGCUUUUCAUUUUUCUUUAAUCCCCGAAGACCACAGUCAGUGACAUAUCUUCUCAUUUCUAUCCUCUAGACCACCCUCUUUCAUCCUUUGCUUUUUUAUGUCCCCUACAAGACAUCUUUUUACAGCUUCCUAAUGACACGUAUCAUGUAUUUUUUCAGCAUUAGAAAACGACAGGCAGCAUUUUUGCUGAAACCAAGUGCAUUGCCCCCCAACCGGGACCUGGCAUCUCAGUGCCAGGCAGGCGCCCUUGGCAAAGGGUGCGUGCUGGGCGUGCGGACGCCCAGCCCUGUAGAGCCAACUCCUGCCUCCCGGGAAUGGGGCCCCAGUUUCCCAAAUCUUCUGAUUCUUUAAGAGAAACUUGAAACCUGGAUUUUUUUUUUUUUAAAUGUGAAAUGUCCCUAUUUUUAAAAAGUUGGCUCGGUUAUUUUUAAAACAUUAUGUAGGCCAACAAAACAUGUCUGUGGGCUGCCAGGUUGUUACUUUUGUCUUAAAGCAACAUCAUUGUUCUCUGUUUCCUACUAUCUUUCCUUUGCAAAUGCACUUCCCAGCAUGGCCAUUGAGAGCUUUUUUUGCCGUGGAGUUUGGUGCCCAAGGGAUCUGCAGCGUGUCCCUUCCCAUCGGGGCUCUCCUGUGACUUCUGCUAGCUGGGGCCUUGGCUUCGUCACCCUCGGUCACUGUUUUCCCUCCGUCCCCAAUGGGCCCCACUUCUGAGUGGCGGGAGACCACCUAGCAAGCCCUUCCUCCCGUUUUGUCUGACAUGGGCCUUCCUUUCAUCAGGGUCCCUGUCAUAUGGCCCACUUGGAUGGGGUUCGAUGGGAGAGCACACAGGCCCAUUCAUGGGUCCUUGAUGUACUGGUGUGGCCGCUGGUAAGUGGGAAACAAGCUUGCCACCUCAAGAGGUGUGGUUCAGGCCCUGUGUCUUGAAUGGUGUCCCACUGAGACCCUCCAAGGCCACUGAGACAGACUAAGGAUCCCCCACUGGCAUCCCCAGAGACACCGGUUUGAGGCCAAAGAAGGUGCAUCUCCCGAUGGGAGAAAUUCUUGGGUUUUCACUCCUGGUCUCCCAGCCCAGACCCAUUUCAUUUUUAAGAUUUUAUUUAUUCAUUCGAGACACAGAGAUAGAGAAAGAGAGAGAGAGCAUGAGCAGGGGGAGAGGAAGAGGGAGAAGCAGGCUCCCCGCUGAGCCAGGAGCCGGACAUGGGGCUCGAUCCCAGGACUCUGGGAUCAUGACCCGAGCCGAAGGCAGAUGCUUAACCAUCUGAGCCACCCAGGCGCCCCCCCCCAUUUCAUUUUUGACCCAUCGAAUGUUCUUUCCAAAAGUAGGGGGCACAGAGGAGAAGGAAAUAAUCCCAGCCCCAAGCUGCCACAUAGGGCUCAGAGGAGGUUGGCCCCUGCUUCCAACUCUUCUGAAGGACACCCCGAGUGGUUGGGGCUUGAGGCUCCCCCCAGACAGAGCAGAGGCUACGGUUGUUGGGCAGUCUGAGGAGCAAUCAGCUCAAGGAGAACAAGGCAGGAAUUCAGCUCGCUGCCAGGUGCCGGAGCACGCGUGAUGGAAGCGCUCCAGCUUCGUCUCUCCUUUUCUCUUGAUCUGCUUAGAAUUCCUGACUUUUCUCUCUUUCUCUCUAGCAAUCUAAAUUGACUCCAUGACAAACAGGGGGCUUGUUUUCAUUUGCUUUCUUGGUUGCUUUGCACACGCUUUGUUGUUGUUGUUGUUGUUCAUUGCAAAAUGGGACCAAACACGAAUGGAGCCUGAACUAAACUCUCUCAUGCCACUGUGGAGCGGAUGAUGCACUCUUGAACUGUUCUGGUGCUUUCUAUCUAGCACUCCUCCCUGGUUUUCAUUUCAUCCCCUCACACAACAGUAGAUGCUCAUUUCACCUUGCCUUGUCCAGACCAGAUGCAGAGGGAGAGACAGGACUCAUGUCAUCUGGUGCCUUCACAGGGCGGCUGUGUCCGGCCAUGUGGGCUGUGCCCUUCCUGUCUAGCCAAGGUCAAGGGUCCCCCGGGGGUCCCGCAGACUGGACUCCAGGGACACCUGGGCAGAGGCCACUAUUUCAUUAAAUGAGUUCUGCUGUGUUCACACACCUGCAGUGCCCACGAGCCAUGUCAGGUUUAUUCCAGGGCACUUGGGAAGGUUAAGGACUCUUCCGGACAGAGCAAGAAUAUAAUUUUCCAUGGGGUGCUGCCAGAUGGAAUUAAGUGAACAGAACUCCCAACCCAGAGAGUGACAUGAAAACAGUUGUCGCAGAAGGCAGCUUUCCACUCGGGUUAGUCCGUUUCCUUGUUCGGUCAUCAGGGACAAGGGAGCCCCCCAGCCAUCUGAUUCUGAUGGUGAGAUCACUCUGGAUUUCAUUCAGGUGAGUGUUGCGGUGGAGUCUUGGGGUGUUCAUUACUGAGCACCCAAGAUAGGAUGCUAUUGGCUUGUGUCUUAGUUUUCACAGAAAAAAAAAAUGUGUGAGAAGCAAAGGAAAGAACAGAGAUUUUCACCCCCUUUAUUUUUCCAUUUAUGAAUGGAGCAUAAUCAAAUAUAAAAGAGUGAGAGAUUCUGUUCACAAUGUUUAGGUAUAUCAAAUCGUCACAUUGUACCCUUUAACUGUCUUACGCAUUUAUUUGUUAGUCACACCUCAAUAAAGCUAAAAAGAAAAAAAUGGGAAAAAAAACUAGCAAGAGCUUCUGGAGAAAGACAAAUUCUUGGGUUUCAUUCACUUCCUGUUCAAAUCCAUUUGCUGUAAUCCAUAGGCAGUCUGUGAAUCAUAAGCAUGCCCUGUUUUUCUCCAUAAUGUUCCAGGGUUUUAAAGUCAUUUUUUUCACGUUUCCUGUAAAUAAUGGAUAAUCAUUUUUAUUUUAUUUUUAAGUGCUGUUUUAACAAUGUGGAUAGACCAUAAAUGUACUUGCUGAAUUCAUUCAUUUUUUUAACAAGGCAAUAAAGUUUUAUAAUUCAU